AUGCAUUUCUUAUUCCCAGCAUUCCUCCUUCCGCUGGCAUUCGCUGCCAAGCUCGCCCCUCCACAAGCACCAGAGCUCGCCACGCGGGGCUCGACAACGAGCGACCCCAAAGUUCUUGCUGUGCUUUUUCCACCCGCUGUCGAGGAUUUGACCAAAAAGAUACUACUUCAAAUGCUCUUCGACAUAGAUAGGGUGA
Anthostomella pinea is the source of this 196-nucleotide messenger RNA. NCBI's taxonomy places the organism in Eukaryota, Fungi, Ascomycota, Sordariomycetes, Xylariales, Xylariaceae. The record is from the annotation of a GenBank genome assembly.